AUGUUUAAACCAGCGUUUAGCUUUGCCCGAUUGUCACGCAGGCUGUUGUCUUUUACUCCGGAGGAAAAGCUCAUCUUUGACAAAUUGUCCAAACAGUUGGAGCCCAAGCAGAUCGACGUACGAGAUGUCAGCGGUGGAUGCGGUUCAAUGUUCGCUAUAGACAUCACCAGUGAUAAGUUUAAUGGACUUUCGAUGGUCAAACAGCACAAACUGGUCAACAAAAUUCUCGAGGACGAUAUUAAACGGUGGCACGGCUUGCAACUGCGUACGCGAAGCAAAUAA
Lachancea dasiensis is the source of this 282-nucleotide messenger RNA. The record is from the annotation of a GenBank genome assembly. Lineage: Eukaryota; Fungi; Ascomycota; Saccharomycetes; Saccharomycetales; Saccharomycetaceae.